Messenger RNA from Venustampulla echinocandica, 531 nucleotides. RefSeq lists its product as uncharacterized. Gene Ontology annotation, cellular component: membrane. The record is from RefSeq and is a predicted model, not a curated record. NCBI's taxonomy places the organism in Eukaryota, Fungi, Ascomycota, Leotiomycetes, Helotiales, Pleuroascaceae. Bases 1 to 531 code for a protein of 176 amino acids. The transcript has 2 exons.
AUGGCCUCUUUACUUCGGGCAAUUCACGAUUGUCUCUUCGGGACUGACUACAACGAGGUUAAUAUUAGCUCCGAAGAGAAUGUCAUAGCUGCAGAUAUCCUUAGAACACUCUUCAGCGCAGAUCAAGGGGGUAAGCACCUCAAGAAAAGUGUGCAGGAGAUUGUGGGAGAGCGUGGAUGGACCGAAAAUAUCGCGAAGGCAAUUCUAGGAGGGAUCGAGAAUGGCUUGAAGCAGGGUGUUCAGGUAGGCAUGGCCAUGAAAGAGGCAUCUGAAAAGGCAAUCGCCGAGGCAGCUGAUUUCGCCCAUGACCAUCCAUACUUUUGUGCAUUAAUCGCAAUUGGGAUCCUGGCCAUCCUGAUGCCAUGGGUACUCGAGGUCUUGGGAUUUGCUGAGCUUGGCCCUGUUGAAGGAUCGUUUGCUGCUUGGUGGCAAUCAACCUAUCGAGGAUAUGUCACACAGAAAUCCUUAUUCUCGUUCUUUCAGCGACUAGGCAUGGUCUGGCGUCGAUCAGUUGUGAAGGCUAGUUUAUAG